CAAUGGAAUUUUUACCGGUAAGGCGCGGUCACACUGGCAGCAACAAAUGUGAAGAUUGUUAGAUUUAGCCAGUAAAGGAAAUAAGCGAAGUAAAGAAAGGGCAACUAAAGAAAGGAACUCAGUAGAAAGCCACGAUGCCGCCUACGAUCAACAACUCGGCGGUAAACAACGCCGCCGAUAAGCGACCCCAGCGGCAAACGGAGCGCAAAUCGGAAAUAAUUUGCCGCGUAAAAUAUGGGAACAACCUGCCGGACAUCCCCUUCGAUUUGAAGUUCCUGCAGUACCCCUUCGACAGCCACCGCUUUGUACAGUACAACCCCACGUCGCUGGAGCGGAACUUCAAGUACGAUGUGCUGACGGAGCACGAUUUGGGAGUUACAGUGGACCUGAUCAACCGGGAGCUCUACCAAGCGGACUCCAUGACACUGUUGGACCCCGCCGAUGAGAAACUGCUAGAGGAGGAGACCCUAACGCCCACUGACUCGGUCCGCUCCCGACAGCACUCGAGGACCGUGUCCUGGCUGCGCAAGUCCGAGUACAUCUCCACGGAGCAGACGCGCUUCCAGCCGCAGAACCUCGAGAACAUCGAGGCCAAGGUGGGCUACAACGUGAAGAAGUCCCUCAGGGAGGAGACGCUCUAUCUGGACCGCGAAGCGCAGAUCAAGGCCAUCGAGAAGACCUUCAGCGACACCAAGAGCGAGAUCACCAAGCACUACUCCAAGCCCAACGUGGUGCCCGUGGAGGUGCUGCCCAUCUUCCCCGACUUCACCAACUGGAAGUACCCCUGCGCCCAAGUCAUCUUCGACAGCGAUCCGGCCCCCGUGGGCAAGAACGUGCCGGCCCAGCUGGAGGAGAUGUCGCAGGCCAUGAUCCGUGGUGUGAUGGACGAGAGCGGGGAGCAGUUCGUGGCCUACUUCCUGCCCACGGAGCAGACGCUGGAGAAGCGCCGCAACGACUUUGUCGCUGGAGAACUCUACACGGAAGAGGAGGAGUACGAGUAUAAGAUUGCUCGCGAGUACAACUGGAACGUGAAGACCAAGGCCUCCAAGGGCUACGAGGAGAACUACUUCUUCGUAAUGCGUCCGGACGGCAUCUACUACAACGAGCUGGAAACGCGUGUGCGCCUCAACAAGCGUCGCGUGAAGGUUGGCCAGCAGCCCAACAACACCAAGCUUGUCGUCAAGCAUCGCCCGUUGGACAGCAUGGAACACCGCAUGCAACGGUAUCGCGAGCGCCAGUUGGAGGUUCCUGGCGAAGAAGAGGAGGAGGAGGUCGAGGAGGAGUUGGCAGUGGAUGAAGAGCAGACCCAGGGCGCUGGCGAUGCGGAAAAGGCUGGAGAGGAUGCUUCGGGCGGGGCUCAGGCAGCAGAUGGCGGCGACUCGCCUGCCCAAGUAGCUCGCGAUCGACAGUCCCGCUCACGGACACGCAGCCGCAGCGGAUCCAGUUCCGGAUCGGGCUCUGGCUCCGGAUCACGGGCCAGCAGCCGCUCAAAGUCUGGCUCCCGGUCGGGCAGCGGAUCGCGAUCUCGCUCCAACUCCCCGGCAGGAUCCCAGAAGUCGGGAUCAAGAUCGAGAUCGGGCUCUCGUUCCCGGUCCCGUUCGAAGUCCGGCUCACGCUCCCGUUCUCGGUCCAAGUCCGGAUCCCGAUCCCGGUCGGGGUCCAGGUCUGGCUCUGGAUCUCGGUCGCCCAGCCGCUCCCGCAGCGGUUCGCCAAGUGGUUCCGGAUCCAGUUCAGGAAGCGGAUCAGACGAGUGAAAAGUGUCAAAAGAUCACCUUUUAUAAUAAAUAAGAUUGUAAUUAAUUGUAAUGAUUGUAUACAUUUCUUAAACCGUGGUACACACCUGGCAA
Messenger RNA from Drosophila ficusphila, 1847 nucleotides. It is a transcript of the gene atms, whose product is annotated as RNA polymerase II-associated factor 1 homolog. Gene Ontology annotation, cellular component: Cdc73/Paf1 complex. Bases 135 to 1754 code for a protein of 539 amino acids. The transcript is spliced from 3 exons. Gene Ontology annotation, biological process: transcription elongation by RNA polymerase II. The record is from RefSeq and is a predicted model, not a curated record. NCBI's taxonomy places the organism in Eukaryota, Metazoa, Arthropoda, Insecta, Diptera, Drosophilidae. Gene Ontology annotation, molecular function: RNA polymerase II complex binding; chromatin binding.